Molecule: messenger RNA, 3650 nt
Organism: Melitaea cinxia (Glanville fritillary)
Lineage: Eukaryota; Metazoa; Arthropoda; Insecta; Lepidoptera; Nymphalidae
Exons: 2
Coding region: 11-3160 (1049 amino acids)
Biological process (GO): DNA integration
Molecular function (GO): nucleic acid binding
Source: RefSeq, a predicted model, not a curated record
GUCGUGUCAUAUGUAUAUAAUUAAUAUUAGUAAUGUUAAUUUAGAAAGAAACUGGUAUGAGUAUGUAUAUUUCACCGAAUUGAAUAGAAAUUUAAAAUUUAAAUUAGAUUCAGGUGCUCAAUGCAAUGUAAUAUCCGCAAAUGAUUGUUACAGGUUAGGUAUAAGUAAAUUUGAAAAAUCUAAUUGUAAACUGACUAGUUAUAGUAAUAAGAAAAUAGAAACUUUGGGAAAGAUUAAAUUAUCAGUAAAAAUAAAUGAUCAGAUUCAGAAAAUAGAAUUCCAGGUUUGUAAAGGUAAUUAUAUACCUAUUUUAGGUUUGCCUACUUUAAUAAAAUUUAAAUUAAUUCAGAGAACAAAUAAUGAGAAUAUUAGCAGUGUUCAGACAGAAAAGUUAGAACUAUUAGAGAAAUAUAAAGAUGUUUUCAAGGGGAUAGGUGAAAUAAAAGAUUAUGAAUAUGAUAUUCAGUUAAAAGAAGGUUGGCAAGGAAAAAUUGAAAGAAAUAGGCAUAUACCAUUUAAAUUGAAAGAUAAAUUAAAGGAAGAAUUAAGUAAAUUAGAAAAAAUAGGAAUAAUAAGUAAGGCAGAAGGUCCUACAGAUUUUGUAAGUUCAUUAGUUAUGACAACUAAACCAGGUGGGACAAUGAGAAUUUGUUUAGAUCCACAAUAUUUAAAUACUCAGAUUAAAAGAGAACAAAUGAUGAUACCUAAUGUUGAUGAAAUAAUAGCCAAGUUAAAGGGAAGUAAUUAUUUUAGUACUUUAGAUGCGAAUAAAGGAUUUUGGAUGAUAAAAUUAACAAAUAAUAGUAAAACUUUAACAACAUUUAAUACCCCAUUUGGAAGAUUUUAUUUUAAUAGAUUACCUUUUAGUUUAGCUUCAAGUCCAGAAGUUUUUCACAGAAUAUUUAGUGAAAUAUUUAAAGAUAUUGACGGAGUAGAGUUAUAUAUUGAUGAUAUUUUAAUUCACGCGAAAACAGAAGCAGAACAUGACAGAAUAUUAGAACAGGUACUUAAGAAAGCACAGGAAUAUAAUAUAAAAUUUAAUAGGAAGAAGUGUAAUUUUAAAAAGAAAGAAGUUAAAUACCUAGGACAUGUCUUAACAACAGAAGGAAUUAAGAUAGAUCAGAACAGAAUAAAAGCUAUAGUAGAGAUGAAAGAACCGAAAACUCAGAAAGAAAUAUUAAGAUUUUUAGGAAUGAUUAAUUAUGUGGCAAGAUUUAUUCCCAAUGUGUCUGAGAUAACAGCACCAUUGAGGCAAUUGAUUAAGAAAGAUGUACCUUUUUUGUGGUCAAAAGAACAAGAUAAAGCUUAUAAGACUUUGAAAAAACUAUUAAUUGAGCCACCAGUUUUGAGUUAUUUUGAUAUGAAUAAACAGAUAGUACUAAGUGUAGAUGCUUCUAAAGCAGGAUUAGGUGCAGUUAUUUUACAAGAAGGAAAGCCUAUAGCUUAUGGUUCGAGGGCAAUGACAGAAACAGAAAUACAAUACAGUCAGAUUGAGAAAGAAUGUUUAGCAAUUUUAUAUGGAAUAACCAAGUUUCAUCAGUAUUUGUAUGGAAAUCAAUUUAAAGUAGAGACAGAUCAUAGGCCACUAGUAUCAAUUUUUUCUAAACCAUUAAAUAGAUGUCCAGCUAGAUUGCAAAAGAUGAGAAUGGCUUUACAACCAUAUUCAUUUGAGUUAAAUUAUAAACCAGGUAAAGAACUUUUGGUAGCAGAUCAUUUGAGUAGAUCACAUUUAUUAGAAACAGAAGAAAAUUCAGAUUUAAAAGUAGAAACACAUGUAGCCAUGAUUAUGGAAAGUUAUAGAAUAUCAGAUAAAAAACUUGAAGAAUUAAUAUUAGAAACAGCAAAAGAUGAGGAAUUAAUGGCAGUAAAUAAAUAUAUAAUGGAAGGAUGGCCAGAAAAUAAGUCACUUAUAGAUAGUAAAGCUAAAAUUUUUUAUAGUUACCGAGAUGAGUUGAGUAAUAUUAGAGGAUUAAUUGUAAAAGGUAGGAAUAUAGUAAUACCACAGUCAAAAAGAAAGGAAGUAUUAGAAAACAUACAUUAUGCACACUUAGGCAUAGAAAAAAGCAAGGUGUUAGCAAGAAAUACUGUAUUUUGGCCAAAUAUGAAUAAAGAGAUAGAAGAUUUAAUACAAAAUUGUGACACUUGUAAAAGUUUUCAGAAUGCUAAUAAGAAAGAAUCUAUGAUUGAGAAGGAAAUUCCACAAAGACCAUGGGAAAUUUUAUCUAUAGACAUAUUUUUUCUAUAUUCUAAACCAUACAUAUUGCUUGUCGAUGCAUAUAGUAAGUACGUGGAAAUACAACCAUUAAAUAAUUUAUAUGCAACAAGUACUAUUGACAGUAUUAAAGAAAUCCUAGCAAGACAUGGUAUUCCAGAUAUAGUUUAUACAGAUGCAGGAACCCAAUUUACUAGCUUUGAAUUUAAAACUUUUUCUAAAGAAUGGAAUUUUAAACAUAAGGUAAUAAGUCCAAAACAUCACCAAGGGAAUGGAUUAGCUGAAAGAUAUAUACAGACUGUUAAGAAAUUGUUAAAAAAGCUAAUUUAUGAUAAGAAAGAUAUUUACUUAGGUUUGUUAAUGUAUAGAAACACUCCUGUAAACACAGAUGGAAAAUCACCUUCAGAAUUAUUAUUCAAUAGAAAUAUUAAAACAAUUUUGCCAAAAUUAGAUUUAAAACAGGAAAGAAAGGAUAAAUAUAGACAAGAACUUUUAAAUAAACAGGAAAUUCAGAAAAAGUACUAUAAUAGAGGAAGUAGAAAUUUACCAGAAUUAAGAGAAGGAGAAAUUGUUAAAAUACAGGACGAGAAUUGCAAGAAACCUCAUGAGAGUGGUAUAGUGUUAGGUAAAGGAAGUGGUCCUAGAUCAUAUCAAGUAAGGAAUGAAUCAGGAAAUAUUUUAACUAGGAAUAGGAGAAUGUUAAUUAAAGGAGGAAAGUAUUAUGACAAGAGCAGGGUAGAAGAUCAAGGAAAUUGUGAAGAGAGUGAAAGACAAGAAGUAGAAAGACAUAUGAUUCAAGAUCGGAACAUACAAAAUAAUGUAAUACCUAGAGAGAACUAUGAUGGUUCUUCAGGACAAGUAAAUUAUAAUAAUGAUACAUAUGGUAGUAAAACAUCAAGAUCAGGUAGAUUGAUUAAAAGACCAAGUUAUCUUAAAGAUUUUGUUUAAUUCAUAAGUACAUGAAUACUGAAUAGUUUAAUAAGUUUGUAUCUUCAUAUAACUAAUUGUAACUAAAAACAAAAUAAAAUAAGUCUUCAUACCUUGUUUAUAUAAAGCUAACAUUAAUAAAAAAUUGUUUUUAUAAUAAUUUUGUUAUAUUAUAUUAUAUAUAGUUAUAGUUUGGUUCAUAUGUAAUAAUGUGAAUAUGUUUGUUAGUAAUUACUUAGCUUGAAAAGUAACUUGAAUUGUAAACUUUAAUGUUCCUAGAGUAAGUACAAAAGUCAGUGUAGUUCAUUAUAAAUUAAUCUCAAGUAAAUAAUGUAAAAGGGAAGGAUGUUAUAUACAUGUUAGUCGAUGGUUAAAUAUUGUCUACAGUUUAUAGUUUGUGGUAUGACAUUAAUCUAGAGACUUCGGUACAACUACAGAGUGAGCACUGACUGUAGGAUUAAGCUUGUACCUAAUGUAAGUUUAAUUAAAACUAAUAAAUCUCUUGAAGACA